Microsporum canis CBS 113480 is the source of this 942-nucleotide messenger RNA. RefSeq lists its product as hypothetical. Gene Ontology annotation, cellular component: cytoplasm; nucleus. Lineage: Eukaryota; Fungi; Ascomycota; Eurotiomycetes; Onygenales; Arthrodermataceae. Gene Ontology annotation, molecular function: MAP kinase activity; ATP binding. The record is from RefSeq and is a predicted model, not a curated record. Bases 1 to 942 code for a protein of 313 amino acids. The transcript is spliced from 4 exons. Gene Ontology annotation, biological process: protein phosphorylation; intracellular signal transduction.
AUGGCAUCAUCCAUAAAUCGAAUCUUGAAGGGCCACAAGGCUUCAUACAGAUUACUCGAGGUCCUUAAAGAGCCCUCAGUCUUCAAAGCCGCUAGGGUUACAUCCACAGAUGGGCCCUAUCACAACAAUUUAGUAGUUAAAGAUCUUCGCGUGGAGAGAGAGCUCCGCGCCCAUCAGUUGCCUGUCAUAAAAGAAUGUCCCUACAUUCGUCAAGUAGUAGACGUCAUCGAGAAGGGAGAACAUGAGGAUUGGAGCCCAUCACCACCAACCAUACAGAAGCGCCUGGUUUUGGAAUGGAUGGAUACGGACUUGUGGCUAGUUCGCCCAUUUGGCAAGCCUUUUUCGAAUCCAAGACUUCCUCAGAUAGUCGCUAGAUCGAUGCUCGAGGCGCUGUUAGUAUUCCAGCGAGUGAAGGGCGUACAUACAGGUGUUGCAAAGAAUAAUCCUAGUGCGCAGACCCACGAAACGCGCGCUCCUGAAGUAUGGAAGGGCUUGGGUGUUUGGCACUCGUCAGAUAUGUGGUCUUUAGGGGUAACUAUCACACAUUGGCUUAUGUCUGGAACCCUGUUUGGUCCACAUGAUAAGAUCAUCGAAGGAAAUCACACGGCAUGGUGCCUGGCAAAAAUACAUAGGCUCGUGGGCCCCAUUGAUAUGCCGGAAAACCCAGAGUAUAAAGAGGAUUUUGAAAUGGGCGCGGCACUUGAGAAGAGUGGAUAUGUGCAUCCUAAAACUGGUGAGACAAUCCCAUUCAUCACGGUUGGGUCAUUGCGGGAAGAACUACAAAAGCUCCCCAGGGAAAUCUGCUCUGAAGAGUGCAUUGACUUUAUCGAACAUCUCCUUGUUAUUGAUCCAGCAGGACGGCCUACAGCUGAAGAGGCAAUGAAGCAUCCAUUUGUUAGCUCCAUAUCUCUUGACCAGCCUGUUUCGAGCUACAGUAGUUAG